AUGCAAGUAAUCAAAAGAACGCUUUGUCGCACUUCGAAUUUGCAUUUAAAUCACAUUCGACACAUACCUCCAAGCGCCAUUAAUUGGUAUCCUGGUCACAUGCAAAAGGGACUCAAAGCAAUAUUUUCUCGCAUGGGUGAAGUCGAUGUUGUGAUCGAAAUACAUGAUGCUCGCGUUCCCCUCACUGGUCGGUGCCAAUUUGUAAAAGAAGCUGGUCUGAUUCGACCACAUAUAUUGGUUAUGAGUAAAACCGAUCUCGCUGAGCCCAUUAAAGAUGUAAAUGAAUACAAAAGCCUAAUUUCCUCGGGGGAUUGUGACGGUGGUCCUUAUUAUCAUCCUCCCUCUGAAAUAUUCUUCGCCAACCUCAAACAUCCUGAGAAGCAAAAGAGGCUACUCAAUCGUAUACUUUUUAGUAUAGCUCGACUAUCUUCAAGUGCGUGGCAGAGUCGAAAUUUUCUAGACGCUGAGGAUUGCGAUGCUGAAAAUGCACAAAAUCCCACUCAACGCACGGUCAAUGCGAUUGUUGUGGGUCUUCCGAAUUGCGGUAAAAGCACUCUGAUUAAUGCGCUUCGAAGUUUUGCUACUGGCGGUGGUAGGGGAUCAGCUGUAAGUGUGGGGAAGGACGCUGGUCGUACACGGAGUGUAGGUGGACCAGUAGUUAUCGCAAGGGACUUUCCCGUGAUUGACGAAAGCGGCACAACUCAAGAACUCUGCACCAUCCGACUGAUUGAUACUCCGGGGAUUCUGGAACCAAAGGCGCAGACCUUUUGUGGACAACUAAGUCUCGCCAUCUGUGGCGCUAUGGAUUGGAAUGCGGUUGACAAGUGCAAGUUGUUCAGCUUUUCGCUUGUCUUGGCCGAUUACCUACUUUUCUGCUUGAACGCUCGUUCUAACUUUGAAUAUGUUCGCACUAUUGGUCUCCCGGGUCCAACCGAACGAGUGGACGAGUUGCUUGCCUGGAUAGCUGCUCGGCGCCGUCUAUUUCAAACCACAACGACAUCCGUUCGCCGCCAAUGCUCUGAAGGUGGUCCCACCCCCAAUGGGAAACCCGAUUUGAACGCCGCCGCCACUUAUCUACUUCGAGCCUUCAACCAGGGUGCACUUGGCCGCAUUACUCUCCUCCCCAGUCAAUCCCCAAUGGAAGAGGAGGCGAUGGAGUCCAAGACACUAGACUGGAGUCAAUUUUUGCAAAAGAAGGCCGAGUUUGAGAAACUCCCAAUUCCUGAAGACUGGAAGGGAUGGGUGUCCUACAAAUUCCUCGAAUACGCGCUGUGGGCAGUGGAGGAUCCGUGGGGUUUUAUGACGAGCAUCAUGAUGGUGGUCGGGGUUCUCUUCCUAGUGAGUGCGGCGUGCUCCUGGAAACUAGCCAAGCUUAUCGAGAAGGAGGAGGAGGACAAGAAGCGGAAGGCGCGUCGAGCCAAGGCAAUUCGCGCUGCUUCUGGCCGUCAUCCCAAAGCCGAGUAA
Messenger RNA from Rodentolepis nana, 1464 nucleotides. The record is from the annotation of a GenBank genome assembly. Lineage: Eukaryota; Metazoa; Platyhelminthes; Cestoda; Cyclophyllidea; Hymenolepididae.